UAUGUCCUUCCCUUCCGUCUUAGUCAUAAAUUUGGCCUUUUGCCAAAAGCUUGUUCUUAAUAUUCAUGGAUAAGCCAGCUCUGAACACAAUUGAGAGAAAGCGUUCGCACAGAGCACGAUUCAAAACAUUGAGUGUGGACACAGGGCUAAUAAAGAAGCCUUGCAAAUAUCCCUGAUGCGACCAACGAGGACCUCUUCGACGACCUCUUCGACGACCUCAUUCGAUCGCAUCAUCAUGAAAGGAUGGCUUCUCAAGUUUAUUUUCCUGUGUUUGGGACUAUUUCUGGUGCUCAAGGCUUCCCAAACGUGGCUAUUCACACCUUCAGCUUGGCUGGAACGAGUGGACUUUGACGGAGAUCUUAAUACGGACCCGUUUCGUGACGAUUACUUCUAUCACGAUCACGAUCCCAACGUGAAAACACAACGAUGUGACGCCUGUCGAUUGAUUGCCCAACGCUUUGAUACGGCUUUUGAGACCGCCGAGUCCAAGUUGCCUGAGGAUCGAGAGGAGCUCAACGUAUCAGAAGUGCUCGAGAUUGUGAACUUCGUUUGUUCCACCAGAACCUUCGCCACUGUCCAACCCUUCCAAAUGCGGGACUAUCACCGUUUGGCUGCCAAGGGCUUAGAAACGUGGAACUAUUGGCAACGAGUUUCAAUGCUCCAAGACGAGGACACGUUGGCCAAAUCUGCCGACGAAUCGCCCGUGGAUUGGCCUCAAAGGCUCUCCAAUCACUGCCAGUAUUUCGCGGAGAAGCUUCAAGGCUUGGAUGUCUACGAUAUGUGGCUCAGAACGUCGGCUGGAUCUCGGGAAGGGUACGAAACCUUUCUGUGCUAUGGAGAGGCUAUCUUUGGCGAUUGCUUGGAGUGGAUUCCAAAUCAUGAGAAAUGGCCGGCAGGGGAUGAAGCCCUCACCCCAAACGCUGAAGAGGAGACCUUGGGCAAUAUGGGAGAGGAUUUCCAGCAUUUGGAAGAGAUUGCCAUGGUCUGGGAGAGACCCACGAAUUCAGCUCCUUCGUUCUACUCAUAGUAUUUCAUUCUUUUUGCAAUAAAGUUUUGUCAAUGCUCGUUAGCCGUCAAGAAAUACAAACAGGAAUUGUC
Messenger RNA from Tigriopus californicus, 1098 nucleotides. RefSeq lists its product as uncharacterized. Bases 176 to 1027 code for a protein of 283 amino acids. The transcript has a single exon. NCBI's taxonomy places the organism in Eukaryota, Metazoa, Arthropoda, Copepoda, Harpacticoida, Harpacticidae. The record is from RefSeq and is a predicted model, not a curated record.